AUGGCUUCAGUGGAUGUUGACUUGGGUGUAACCCCUGAUACUACCUACUCUAUUGCUGGAAAGCAAAUCAAAUUCGAUACAGGGGCUGACAUUGAACCCUACAUUAAAGAACUCAACGAAAUCAAGAAUGUUACCAAGAUUGAUUUCUCAGGAAACACCAUAGGAAUCGAAGCUUCCAAAGCCUUGAGUGAAGCUCUAUUGAAACACAAGGAUACAGUCGUGGAAGUCAACUUUUCAGAUUUGUACACCGGACGUUUAAACACGGAAAUCCCCCAGUCGUUGAAUUACCUUUUACCUGCAUUGUUGAAAUUCCCCAACUUGAAAUUGAUCAAUUUAAGUGAUAAUGCUUUUGGAUUGCAAACUAUUGAUCCUAUUGAAGACUACCUUGCAAAAACUGUAUCUUUGGAACAUUUAGUCUUGUCAAAUAAUGGUAUGGGCCCAUUUGCAGGAUCCAGAAUUGCAGGAUCGUUGUUCAAGUUGGCGAAAGCUCAAAUCGCCGCUAAAAAAACCUCGUCGUUGAAAACAUUCAUUUGUGGAAGAAACAGAUUGGAAAAUGGUUCAGUAAACUACUUGGCUGUCGGUUUAAGAAACCAUAAGGACUUGGAGGUGGUUAGGUUGUAUCAAAACGGUAUCAGACCAGCAGGUAUUUCCAAAUUGGUAGAAAAAGGGUUGAGUCAGAACAAGAAGUUGAAGGUGUUAGAUUUAGAAGAUAACACCAUUACUACUUCAGGUGCUAUCAAGUUGGCUGAAUCUAUAACCAACUGGCCAGAUUUGGUGGAGUUGAACUUGAAUGACGCUUUAUUGAAAAACAAAGGCUCAUUGGAAGUUGUUAGAGCAUUUGGCAAAAACAAAAAGGAGAAUUUGACUGUACUUAAAUUGCAAUCCAAUGAGUUGGAAACGGACAGUUUGGCAGUUUUGGCUGACUUGAUUGGCGAGUAUUUGCCUAAUUUGAGGCUCCUAGAGUUGAAUGGAAACAGGUUUGAGGAAGAUUCAGAACAUAUCGAAAGUAUCAAGGAAGUAUUUGAAAAGAGAGGGUUUGGAGAAAUUGAUGAAUUGGAUGAGUUGGAGGAAUUAGACAGUGAUGAAGAGGACGACGAAAAUGAGGAUGAAGGAGAAGACUCCUUGGAGGUGGAUCUCGAUUUGGAAGAGUUGGAGAAAGAGCUCGCUGGUGUUAACCUCGAGGACAAAGACGCAACUGUAGAUGAUAUUGCUGAUGAGUUGUCCAAAGCUCAUAUUAAGUAG
Messenger RNA from Lodderomyces theae, 1242 nucleotides. RefSeq names its product GTPase-activating protein (gene RNA1). The transcript has a single exon. Bases 1 to 1242 code for a protein of 413 amino acids. The record is from RefSeq and is a predicted model, not a curated record. NCBI's taxonomy places the organism in Eukaryota, Fungi, Ascomycota, Pichiomycetes, Serinales, Debaryomycetaceae. Gene Ontology annotation, cellular component: nucleus; cytosol; perinuclear region of cytoplasm. Gene Ontology annotation, molecular function: GTPase activator activity; small GTPase binding. Gene Ontology annotation, biological process: activation of GTPase activity; nucleocytoplasmic transport.